Chrysochloris asiatica (Cape golden mole) is the source of this 1287-nucleotide messenger RNA. RefSeq names its product growth differentiation factor 2 (gene GDF2). Gene Ontology annotation, cellular component: extracellular region. Bases 1 to 1287 code for a protein of 428 amino acids. Gene Ontology annotation, biological process: SMAD protein signal transduction; BMP signaling pathway. The transcript has 2 exons. Gene Ontology annotation, molecular function: cytokine activity; growth factor activity. The record is from RefSeq and is a predicted model, not a curated record. NCBI's taxonomy places the organism in Eukaryota, Metazoa, Chordata, Mammalia, Afrosoricida, Chrysochloridae.
AUGUGCCCUGGAGCUCUGAGGGUGUCCCUGUCCUUGAUCUCUCUCCUGGCCUGCUCUGUGCAAGCAAAGCCACUGGAGACCUGGGGCCACGCGUCUGCUGGAGGCAAUACCCACAGCUUGCUCGGGGACCCCCAGGCAGACCAGGAUGAGGGCGCCUUCGACCUGAAGAUGUUUCUGGAGAACAUGAAGGUGGAUUUCCUGCGCAGCCUCAACCUGAGUGGCAUCCCUUCCCAAAACAAAAGCAGAGUGGAUCCCCCACAGUACAUGAUCGACCUCUACAACAGAUACACCGCUGACAAGUCGUCCACCCCAGCGUCCAACAUCGUGCGCAGCUUCAGUGUGGAAGAUGUUAUCUCUGUAACUGCCACGGAAGACUUCCCUUUUCAGAAGCACAUCUUACUCUUCAACGUCUCCAUCCCCAGGCAUGAACUGAUCACCAGGGCUGAGCUCCAGCUCUAUAUCUCCUGUCAAAACCACAAGGAAUCCUCUCAUGAGCUCAAAGGUAGCAUGGCCAUUUAUGAUGUUCUUGAUGGAGCAGAUUACUGGGAUUGUUCCGCAGGGACCAAGACAUUCCUGGUGUCCCAGAAUAUUCACGAUGAGGGCUGGGAGACCUUUGAGGUCUCCAGUGCAGUAAAGCGGUGGGUCAGGACAGACUCCACCAAGAGCAAAAAUAAGCUGGAAGUGAUUGUGGAGAGUCACAGGAAGGGAUGUGACAAGCUAGACAUCAGUGUCCCCCCAGGUUCCAAAAACCUGCCCUUCUUCGUUGUCUUCUCCAAUGAUCGCAGCAAUGGGACUAAAGAGACUAGGCUGGAGCUCAGGGAGAUGAUCAGCCAUGAACAGGAGACUGUGCUUAAGACGUUGUCCAAGAACAGCCCAGUAGAAGGAAGCAAGGGCAAAGAGGAAGAAAUGGACAGUCAUGUGGCCUCGGGCUCUUCUUUAACCAGACGGAAAAGGAGCACUGGAACCAGCAACCACUGUCAGAAGACCUCGCUGCGGGUGAACUUUGAGGAUAUUGGUUGGGACAGCUGGAUCAUUGCACCCAAAGAGUAUGAUGCAUAUGAGUGUAAAGGCGGUUGUUUCUUUCCCCUUGCUGAUGAUGUGACCCCAACAAAGCAUGCCAUUGUGCAGACCUUGGUUCAUCUCAAGUUCCCCAUGAAGGUUGGGAAGGCCUGCUGUGUACCUACCAAACUGAGCCCUAUCUCCAUCCUCUAUAAGGAUGACAUGGGGGUCCCCACCCUGAAAUACCACUAUGAAGGGAUGAGUGUGGCAGAGUGUGGCUGCAGGUAG